Messenger RNA from Funneliformis mosseae, 951 nucleotides. Lineage: Eukaryota; Fungi; Glomeromycota; Glomeromycetes; Glomerales; Glomeraceae. The record is from the annotation of a GenBank genome assembly.
AUGAGUGCAACAGGUCAAGAAGAUGAAAAAGAUGAACCAAACAAAUUAAGCUAUUUUGCAGAAAAGCUCGAUGAUAUUUCAGAAAUUACUGAACCCAUAGCCAAAUCAGCGUAUAUGUUAGAAAUGGGAGUUAACGUCAAAGAAAUUGGAUCUGACAUCAAAGAAUUUAAAGAAGAGUUUUCAAUAAUGGUUUUAAAAAUCAAUACAAUGAAUAAUAAGAUGGAAAAACUCCUGGACGAACAAAAUAAAAGUGCAGUACGAAAGGAUACCAAUUUUGAAUAUUAUCAAAAUAAAAUUGAUAAAAUUUUCACGGAAAGUAAUAAAUUAGAAUUCAUAGAAUAUAAAGAAACCAAUGAGAGUCCUGUUAAUCAAGAUCCAGAUUUUAGGCCAAAAAUUACAGAUAUGUUCAAAGAACUUCGCAAUAGUUACAAAGAAUUCAUCAAAGCUUCACCAUCCCCUAUAAAUUCACAAAAGCAAAGUUACGUGCCACCGAAAAUAAAGAAACCAACCCCACAACGAAAAUUCAGUAUGGACCAAGAUGAAUUUGCCAUAAAAGAUGAAGAUUUACCAGAUUCUGAGUCAUUCAAUUACAUGACACUUGCUGAAGCAGAAAAGCAGCAUCGAUUGGACAAAGAAAAGGUUAUUGCGGAAUUAUUUAAAGAAGUUGCUGAUGAUGAAGCAAAUGAAUUUCCUGAGGCGAAAUUAAGAUAUGGGGAUUGCUUAUAUAAUGGUAAAGGUGUUAAACAGAAUUUGGUGGAAGCCCUCAAAUAUUUUGAGAAAGCUGCCGAAAAUGGCCUUAAAGUGGCAAUGUAUAAUGCUGGAAAUCUACAUUUUAAAGGUUGUGGCGGUGAUAAAAGAGAUUUACAAAAAGCUGAAUAUUAUAUGAAAUUAGCUGCGUAUAAUGAAUAUCCUCCCGCAAUCAAGUUUUGUAAAGAACAUGAUUUUAAUUGA